AUGUUAUGGACGCUUAUAUCAACCACUGUUGUGCUGCAGAGUGUUCUUCAAGCUACCUCUGCUGUGAGCAACAAGGUGCUUCUUGUCUCCAUGGAUGGUUUCAGGCACGACUACCUUACCAAGGCCGAAACACCCAAUUUUGACAAGAUGGUCGCUGAGGGAGUGACGAUGUCGUACCUGAACAAUACCUUCGUCACAAACACCUUUCCAUGUCACUAUUCUAUGGCUACAGGCUUGUAUUCUGAAAGCAAUGGCAUCGUGGGUAACAGGAUGUACGACCCAGAGCUUAACAGCUUCUUUACUAUGUCUACAACUGAUUCAGCAUGGUGGGACAAGGGGGAACCUGUUUGGAUAACAGCUCGCAAAGCUGGUUUAAAGGCAGGUACAUAUUUCUGGCCUGGCAGUGAAGCUGAGAUCCAGGGACUUCGUCCAACCGUAUUUUUCCCGUAUAACACAUCCGUCCCAUUUGAGGAUCGAGUGAACACAGUGCUGAAAUGGCUGACUGUGGAUGAUUUUGAUCUAGCAGUGAUGUAUUUCCAUGAACCCGACACCAGCGGCCAUGCCUUUGGUCCUGAUGAUGGCAGGAUGGUCCCUGUGAUCGAGAACAUGGAUGUCGUAUUAGGCUGGCUGCUUCAGGGAUUAGAUAAUUCUACUCUGAAGGGAAAAGUGAACAUGAUAGUCACAAGUGACCACGGCAUGACCAAUAUUGAUUUACAAAACAAGAUUAUUGAUCUCUCCAAUUAUGUAAACAACACACUUCUUCAUUCAUUGGUUGACCAAGGGUCGAUAGCUCAAAUCCGACCGCAGCCAGGCAUGGACAACCAACUUUUGGAGGCCUUGUCAGGGAUCGAACAUAUGCAGGUUAUGCUGAAAGAAAACAUACCUGAACGCUUUCAUCUGAAAAACAAUAAAAGAGUUAUGCCUUUAUUUGCAAUUGCUGAUGAAGGGUGGACUAUCACAGAUAAUGUCACAAAAGCUCGAAUGAGAAAGUACAAGGGAAACCAUGGAUACGAUAACAACUUAGAAACAAUGAAACCAAUCUACAUUGCCAGGGGACCUGCAUUCAAAUCUGGGAAGAUUGUUCGUCCUAUUGAGUCUGUGGACAUUUAUCCUUUGAUCUGUUAUUUGCUGGACAUUCAAACUGCACCAAACAAUGGCAGUUUAGACAGAGCCGCUACAUUGCUGAAGUACUAUGGGAAUGCAGUGCCACAGCUGUCUUCAUGCUCACAUCUGUUAUGGUUCCUAGUUAUUGUUCUGAUUUUGACUUGUACUUUACUAGAGGAACAUUUUUAA
Molecule: messenger RNA, 1293 nt
Organism: Candidula unifasciata
Lineage: Eukaryota; Metazoa; Mollusca; Gastropoda; Stylommatophora; Geomitridae
Source: the annotation of a GenBank genome assembly